AUGGGGAACGAGACUUCUCAUUUGAACGGCUUAGAAAUAGAAGAAAAGGCUAUUGAGACAACAGACUUCUGGUCACAUUAUCAGGCUACUAUCAAUGACAGCUGUAGAUAUUUCAGCUUAAAGAGUGAUGGUUCCGUCUCUGUGUUUAAAGGAGAGUCAGUUUUAGGACCAUUGUGGACUGUAUGUACACCAUUGGAGAAGUUUUCUAAUAAUCUAUUAAAAUAUCGACAUCCAUGUAUUGUAAGAUAUAUUUCGUCUUGGCAACAAAGAUCUACAUUUCAUUUAGCAACUGAGUAUAUUCAACCUUUGGCCCAUGUCUUAGCAUUGCAAACACCUUUGCAAAUUUGUAUAGGGCUUAAUAAUAUUUUACAAGCUCUAGUUUUUCUACAUGAACAGGCUGGUAUGUCACACAACAAUGUAGGUGUAUCUUCUAUAUACAUAUCUGGUGAUGGACAAUGGAAGCUUGCUGGUUUACAGUAUCUAUGUAUAUUUACUGAACUCAAUUCCACUUAUUUGAAACAAGCAAGAAUACACAGAUAUGACAAAGCAAUUGACCCCAAUGAAGAAUCAUAUGAAAUUACUUCUAAAGUAGAUCAGUAUGCAUUUGCAGUUUUGGUAGAAGAUGUCUUCAAAGGUCAUAGUGAUGAUGAAGUUCCACACCUAAAAGAGUUCAAAAAGUACUGCAGAAAUUGUUUGCAGAAUCCAGAUCCAAAUAAAAGACCUAUUUUGUCAGAAGUUCUAAGGGAUAACUUUUUCAAUCAUGAAUUCAUAUCUAUAUACAAAUUUUUAAAUUUUCUACCACUGAAAAGUGAAGAUGAGAGAAGUGAAUUUUUUGCAAGCAUUUUAAACAAUCUUAAAUGUUUUGAUGAAGAAACUAUUGCUAAGCAGUUAGGAGGUCUCUUGUUAUCAAGACUUACACUUCUUGAUACAACAGCAAGAAAAGAGGUUUUACCAUUUAUUUUAAAACCAAAAAAUGACAGAAUGCAAAAUGGAGAAUGUUCUGGAUUUUUUCAACUUAGCACAUUCAAAGAACAUGUUAAACCAAGGCUUUUACAGUUGUUUGGAGUAAGAGAUAGUCAAAUACGAAAGUUGUUGCUUUAUCACUUUACUAAAUUUGUCCAUGUUUUUACUCAUGAAGAGCUUUCUCAACACAUUCUGCCAGAGUUACUACUUGGAAUAAAGGAUACAGAUGAUACUUUAGUAGCAUCCACAUUAAUAUGUCUUAGUGAGUUGGUGCCAAUUUUAGGAGCAGAUACUGUUGUAGGAGGCAAAAGAUCAAAACUUUUUACAGACGGAAGACCAAAAUCACAAGCAAAUAAUACAAAAUCAAAUGUAAGGCAUGUCAAUAGUGUAUAUACAGCAAAUAAAGUACUUGAAGAAUUUUACUGCUCAGAACCUGUACAUCCUGAUCAUGAAAAUACUCAUACAUAUGAACAAGCAAUCACAUUGAAAGAAAGACCGUCACCUGUAGGAGGCGAAUCCAUAGACAAUGAAGUUUAUGUUGCUGGAAAUUCACAAAAAAAUAAUGUUGAUUCUGAAGAUGACUGGGACGAUUGGGAUAAUAAUCCUAACAGACAAUUGGGAACUGUAGAUUUAGAACAAAGAGAUGCCUAUCAUAUAGAUAUGGCAAUAGAUACAGAAUUUCCUAAAUCAUUGGUUAAUAUUAUUAUUAAAAAUGAACAGCCACCAACAGUAAGAUCAACAUUACUGCAAAAAGCUGCUUUAGAAGCAAAAAAGAAUAUAGUAGAUAUUUCAGAAUUAGACAUAAAAAAUCAAAAGGUAGAUGCAACUAAAAAGAAAGACGAUGUUGACUUCUUUGCUGAUAUGAUGCCAGUUAUUGAGAAACAGAAAAUAGUAACUGUUGUAGAAACACAAAAUUUUAAUAAAUUAGACUUUGUUCCUGCUGAAGCUGAUGAGACUGAAGAUUGGGGAGAAAACUGGAAUGAG
This is a messenger RNA of Brenthis ino (lesser marbled fritillary), 1947 nucleotides long. NCBI's taxonomy places the organism in Eukaryota, Metazoa, Arthropoda, Insecta, Lepidoptera, Nymphalidae. The record is from the annotation of a GenBank genome assembly.